AUGGCCAAAGACAAAAAAGGCAAAAGCGAGUCCAAAAAGGCCAAACUCGCCGAAAAGAAACAAAAAGCCUCCCAAAAAGCCGAAAAAAAAGCCAAAGCCAAAGCCUCCAAGCAGCUCGACGGCAGCGACGCCGAAGACGUCGACCUCGACGCCGUCCUGGAAGAAUACCGCAAAGAACAAGAAAAAUUCCUCAAAAUCACCGAAACCGUCAUCUCCACGCCCCCCCGUGCCCGUUCCGCAGCCACUUUCCUCGCCAACCCAGCCAACACCAACCAACUCCUCCUCUUCGGCGGCGAGUACUUCAACGGCUCCCUCGCCACCUUCUUCAACGAUUUAUUGGUCUACUACAUCGACCGCGACGAAUGGCGCAGCAUCACCUCCCCCAACGCGCCCCUCCCCCGCAGCGGCCACGCCUGGACCCGCGGCGGCAACCAGGCUAAUACCGUCUACCUCUUCGGCGGCGAAUUCUCCUCCCCCAAACAGGGCACCUUCUACCACUACAACGACUUCUGGAAACUGGACGCUACGACCCGGGAAUGGACCCGGCUAGAGCCGAAGGGGAAGACCCCGCCUGCGCGGUCGGGUCACCGCAUGACGUUUUAUAAGAAUUAUGUCGUGCUGUUUGGUGGAUUCCAGGAUACGGCGCAUCAGACGAGGUAUUUGGCGGAUUUGUGGCUGUAUGAUACGGCGAAUUUUGUGUGGCAUAAUCCGGCGUUGCCGCCGGCGCAGUUGAAGCCGGAUGCGCGGUCGUCGUUUACGUUGUUGCCGCAUGAGCAGGGGGCGGUUUUGUAUGGGGGGUAUUCGAGGGUGAAAGCUACGGCUGCUAUCAACAAGCAACAGCAGCAGCAGCAGGGUUCUAAAGGUGGAGGAGGAGGAGGUGGUGGUGGUGGGCAGAGAAAUGUGCUCAAACCGCAGAUUCACACGGAUUGUUUCUUUCUGAGGAUUACGCCACCUGAUGCUUCGGCGCCUGCGGGAGCGCCGCCUACGGUGCGGUGGGAACGGCGCAAGAAGCCGGCUAAUGCGCCGGAUCCGACGAGAGCGGGGGCGACGAUGGCGGCACACCGGGGGAGGGGGAUUUUGUUUGGGGGUGUGCAUGAUGUGGAGGAGAGUGAGGAAGGGAUGGAGAGUGAGUUUUUUAAUGCGCUGUUUGCGUGGAAUGUGGAGAGGAAUCGGUUUUUUCCUUUGGGGUUGAAGAAAACUCGACGAGGAGGUGGGGGGGCAGGUGGGAAAGGCGGUGGUGAACAAGGAGGGGGUAGGGCGGUUGGGGGGAGAAGAGGAAGGGCGAAGGAGAAUGAGGAGGAGUUGUUGCGGCAGUUGGCUGCGUUGCGAGCGGGAGCGGGGAUUGAGGAUGAUGAGGAUGAGGAUGGUAAGGGUGGAGGUGACGAGAUGGAUGUGGAUAGGCGGAAGAAGAAAGAGGAAGAGGAAGAGGAGCGCGAGAGGAAAGCGGUCCGCGAGAUGCCGGUCAGCAUGGAGUUUCCGCACCCGCGGUUCAACGCCUUACUGGCGGUGCAGGACGAUGUGCUGUACAUCUAUGGUGGGACGUUUGAGAAGGGCGACCGCGAGUACACGUUUGAUGAUUUGUAUGCGAUUGACUUGGGGAAGUUGGAUGGCUGCAAAGAGGUGUUUAACCGGCCUGUCGAGGACUGGGUGGAAUCCGAAGACGAAGAUGACGACGACGACGAUGACGAGGAAGAUUAUGAAGACGAGGACGAGGAGGUGGACGAAGAUGGGGACGUGGAGAUGGCAGACGAGAAAGGACAGGGCAAACAGCAACUGUACACGCCGAGCAAGCGCAAGAAGAAGCAGGGCGAUGAUUCCGAAGCGGCACCCGCUACAGCUGCACCGACAGAGGAAGAGGAAGAGGAGACCGAGUCGGCCGCGACAGAGACGGUGGAUGAUGGGCUGCCGCAUCCAAGGCCCUUCGAAUCCCGCCGCGACUUCUUCCAACGCACCUCGGCCGAGUGGCAAGAAAUCUUCAUGACCAACAUGCGCUGGAAGGGCGUGCAGCCCGAGACAUCGCUGUCGGUCAAAGAGAUCAAGGCCGGCGCGUUCGAGCUCAGCGAGGAGAAGUGGUGGGACUGCCGCGAGGAGAUUACCCUGCUGGAGGAGGAGCAGGAAGCCUCGGGUAUUGGGGAGGUGGUUUCGCUUGCGGAUCGUGGGGAGGGUGUCGCUGGUGGUGCUGGGGCUGGUGGUGGAGGUGGAGACAUGCCGCUCAACAUCCUGCGGCUCAAUGCAAAAAAGUCGCAGCCGAAUGACCGCGUCGUCUUCAUCAAGCCGCUUAAGGGACCAGACGAGGCAACGGCCCAGGAUUUCCUGGAGAGGAUCGCCGCGCAAUGUUUGCCCAUCAUGAAAGAGCACAGCCUGUCAGUCACCUCGCUCGAGGAGUACGAGCCCAACCCCGAGUUUGUGGGCCGCAACUUCAACGCCGGCGAGGUCAUCCAGCUGGUGCUCAAGGCCCGGUCCGGCCACUGGCUGCCCUUCAACUACGUACAAAUGGUCAUGAUGCACGAGCUAGCCCACUGCAAGCAAAUGAACCACUCCCGCGCCUUCUGGAAAGUCCGCAACCUCUACGCCGAACAGAUGCGCGGACUAUGGACGCGCGGGUAUACCGGCGAAGGCCUCUGGGGCCGCGGCGCCCUGCUAUCCACGGGUGAAUUCGAGCGGAACACGGUCGGCGCCGACGAGCCGCUGCCCGAGCACCUCUGUGGCGGCACGUAUCGGUCGCGGAGCCGGAAACGCAAGGCGAGCAAUAAAAAGACACUUACCUACCAGGAGCAGAAGCAGCGUCGGAUUUUGAAGAAAUUUGGGGCAAACGGCGUCACGCUCGGUGAUGACCCCAUCACGAAGCGCAAGCUGGAGAAGGGGAAGACUAUCACUGGGAAACCGCGGGUUGCGGGCAGCGCGAGGGGGAGAGAGCUCCGGGCUGCGGCGGCUUUGGCGCGGUUUGACCAGCAGAAGCAGGAAACACAGGAAGGCGAGGAUCUGGAAGAGGGGUCUGAGAGUGAUGGAGACGAAGACGAAGACGAAAACGACACUGAUGUCGGCCCCGUCGCUGUGGAUGCACGCGGCAACAAGUUCCUUGACUCUAAGGGUAGGGACAUGGUCAAAGUGUGUGAGGACGAGAACCCGAACGGCCAGGACGCGCAGGACGAGCUAGCCGAACUGCAGCGGUUUAGUCUGGCGUCUUGGUUGUCGUCUGGCUCGAGCGGCGCAGGUCAACGGAUGAAGGAUGAACCGGGUGCGUCUGCACAGUCGGAGACGAAACCGCCCGACGCAAAACCGAUUCCCUCGGCAUCGAAAAUAUCUAAACCAUUAUUACCCCCGGCUUCUACACCACGCCCAACCCUCGAAACCAAACCGCUACCCCCUUCAAGUAUACCACCAUCCUCGCCACAACCACAACAACAACAACAACCACCCCCCUCCCACGCCUGCCCCCUCUGCACCUUCCUCAACGAACCCACCGCCACCACCUGCGCCAUAUGUUCCAACACCCUAUCUCUACCUGGCGCAAGGGGCGAAGAAACGCUUUCUCUUGAAGGCACUUGGGCGUGCCAAAGCACGAUAUGUGCGGAUGCGAGACAGGGAGCCGCGGCGGCUGGGUACCGGAAUGCGGCGGACUGUGGGGUGUGUGGUGUUUGUGGGGAGAGGAGGGGGGGAGGAGAGGUGUGA
Messenger RNA from Dichotomopilus funicola, 3672 nucleotides. Its product is annotated as kelch repeat-containing protein 3. Lineage: Eukaryota; Fungi; Ascomycota; Sordariomycetes; Sordariales; Chaetomiaceae. The record is from RefSeq and is a predicted model, not a curated record. The transcript has 6 exons. Gene Ontology annotation, molecular function: protein binding. Bases 1 to 3672 code for a protein of 1223 amino acids.